AUGAAACUCGGUGUAGCGGAAGCGUCGCGAGCAGAAAAUUUUUGCAAGAAAGAACAAAUUCCCAAUGGUGCUGCUUUUAUCGGAUCAGAUGUGGCAAGGAAGAAAAUGAGCGAAUCGGGAUCAUUGGGAACCAGCUCGACGAGCUCCGAUGUUGCUACUGAUCCCUUCAGUCAACUAUUGGCCUCAGUUGCUCGCCCAAUACCCAGUUCACUUACAGGUGAAUUUUUCAAAAAGAAUUGA
Molecule: messenger RNA, 240 nt
Organism: Gongylonema pulchrum
Lineage: Eukaryota; Metazoa; Nematoda; Chromadorea; Rhabditida; Gongylonematidae
Source: the annotation of a GenBank genome assembly